CUCGGAACUCAACUGGCACUCGCCUACGCCAUCCACAAGAGCUUCAUCUUUCUCCGCGUGCCCCUGACUGCGGCUGUAACGCCAAAGGUGGUCAAGAAGCUAAGAUCGUGGGGUUGGAACAUUGGCAAACGGCGGAGCAUGCCGACGGCCACAACUCCCACACCCAAGGCGUGA
Molecule: messenger RNA, 174 nt
Organism: Microdochium trichocladiopsis
Lineage: Eukaryota; Fungi; Ascomycota; Sordariomycetes; Xylariales; Microdochiaceae
Exons: 1
Cellular component (GO): mitochondrion
Source: RefSeq, a predicted model, not a curated record